AUGUCAAAAGAGAAGAGUGUGGUGUACUACUACCAUCCUGAAGUUGGAAAUUUUCAUUAUGGUCCUCGUCAUCCAAUGAAACCGCAACGUCUAGCUGCUUUAAAUAACCUUGUAGUGCAUUAUGAGCUAGACAAGAAAAUGGAAAUGCGGCUUACUCCGAGAGCCAGCGCUAUCGAUUUAAGGCGGUUUCACUCGAAAGAGUAUGUGGAUUUCCUGGAACGUAUAUCUCCACAUUGUGCUGAGGAAUAUGAACACGUUUUUGCCAAGUUCAACAUAGGAGAAGACUGCCCAAUUUUUGAUGGCAUUUUUGAGUUUUGUACUAUUUACACGGGUGGAUCAUUAGAAGGAGCUCAACGUCUUAAUCAUAAAGUAUCUGAUAUUGUAAUUAACUGGAGUGGCGGACUUCAUCAUGCAAAAAAGGCCGAAGCCAGUGGUUUUUGCUAUGUGAAUGAUAUUGUUAUUGCUAUACUAGAACUUUUGAAAUACCAUAAGCGGGUACUGUAUGUAGAUAUUGAUAUUCAUCAUGGAGAUGGUGUUCAGGAAGCGUUUAAUUUUACCGAUCGUGUGAUGACAGUUUCGUUCCACAAAUACGGUAGUUUGUUUUUUCCGGGAACAGGUAGUAUUUAUGAUCUCGGCCAAGGAACGGGUCGGUAUUUCGCUGUCAAUGUACCUCUUCAACAGGGAAUCGAGGAUGAAGAUUACCUGUCCGUGUUCCGACCAAUCAUUUCCCAAGUGGUAGAGAAUUUCGCCCCUGAAGCCGUUGUGCUGCAAUGUGGUGCAGACUCCCUUGGUUGCGAUCGACUUGGCUGUUUCAAUCUCUCAUUUGAUGGGCACGCUAAGUGUGUUGAAUUCGUUAAAAGUCUCGGCAUUCCCAUGCUUGUGCUAGGUGGAGGAGGCUAUACCCUAAGAAAUGUAGCUAGGUGUUGGGCAAAUGAAACCGGUGUUCUACUAGGCGUUGAAAUGACAAAUGAAAUCCCUGAGAAUGCUGAGUAUCUUCCAUUUUUCGAACCAGAAUUCACGUUACGUCCUGAGCUUCCUAAGCGGGCCGACAACCACAAUACGAAAGAGUUCCUCGCUGCCAUAAGACAAGAAGUGACUGAAAAUUUACGGCAAGUUCGUGGAGCGCCGUCGGUCCAGUUUAUGCCAAUUCCUGAAGAUCUAAUUGAUGUUGACGUGGCUUUGUGUCGUCCAGAGCUUGGAGAUGAAGAAAGAGGGAAAGACAACGAAGAGACAAACGUCACCUUUUCAGGCAUAGAAGUAUAG
Messenger RNA from Haemonchus placei, 1263 nucleotides. NCBI's taxonomy places the organism in Eukaryota, Metazoa, Nematoda, Chromadorea, Rhabditida, Trichostrongylidae. The record is from the annotation of a GenBank genome assembly.